Molecule: messenger RNA, 894 nt
Organism: Blepharisma stoltei
Lineage: Eukaryota; Ciliophora; Heterotrichea; Heterotrichida; Blepharismidae
Source: the annotation of a GenBank genome assembly
AUGGAAAUUCAAGAGGAAAAACUUCCAAAUCCCCACACACCUCCAAAACCUUACGUUUAUAACUACGAUAUUAUUGAAGACAGAGUGAUUGAAGAAUAUGAAAUACCAGAUAAACUCGCAGAUUCAGAGCUUAAACAAGGUGAAUUAAAAAUUUCUCACUCCUCUGAUGAUUUAAUUAAACAAUCUCACCUUAAGCGAAAAAGUUGGGACAAGCCAACUGCAAAGCUCCCAAUCCAUUCUUGUAGGCAUGAAUCCGUAUCAGUCCAAUCAAAUAGAACAGACAAAUCCAAAAGCCUUGAACAAAGGCUUCAUGGAGCCACAGCAGCUAUUCGCCAUCUAGAAAAGCAAGUAAAAGAAAAAGACAUAAUAAUAAGCAGCUUACAAGGUGAAUUACAAGAAAAAAAUAAAAUGAUUGAUGCUUUACAAGCUGAAUAUACAAGCUCUCAGAUUCAUUUAAAAACAUCGAUGCUUCAAAGCUCGUUGACAUCUGUUAUGAAGAAGAAAGAAAAAGAGUUAGAAAAGAUUAUAAAAGAAAAAGAAUUAAAAAUUGAAGACGAUAAAAAAACUAUUGCAAGGCUAACUGAAAUCAAUAAAAAUCUUCUUAGCAAUAUCAAAGAAAAAGAUAAAAAACAAUACGAGCUAGAAAAUAUAGUAACCGAUGCAUCUGACAAAAUUAAUAAAAGCCGGAACUUAAAAGAAGAAAACGAGCAUUUAUCACUCAUGGUACGAAAGCUCCAAAAAAAUAUCAGCUUACUUGAAGACGAUUUGGAAGAAACAAAGCAAAGAUAUCAGAGCCUAUUAGCAAGUUCUAUGGAAUUUGAAGAGCAAACUAGAGAACUUUAUAAGGCAAACCAAAUUUUAAACGAAAAUAUUUUGAAGCUUUUGGAAAACUAG